CACACACACACCGGACGAGAGAGGGAUCACAGACGCGCUUCACGUACAGUUCUACAGACGGAGUUCGUGGUCCGGUGGACGCUGUGCGCGCUCACGGUGCGCGGCGCUCUAAUUCCGGCCGGUUUGCGCGUGACCUGACGGUUCCAGACCGGAGGAGUUCAGGACAGAAACGUUACUUGAACUGAACGAAGGGAACUUUCCAGCGUCUCGGUGAAGCGUUUUAAUGGUUUUCUGUGAACAUUUGACAUUUUAUAGGAAGAUUAUUUACAGACAAGAUGAUGAUGACUGCGUGACUGCAUCAGUCCGACUGGUCACACACUGAGAGCAGGCGGACGUGGAGCAGCGAUGGGUCGGAAGUUGGACCUGUCGGCGCUGACGGACCACGAGGCCGAGCACGUGCUGCAGGUGGUGCAGAGGGACAUGAGGCUGCGCAAGAAGGAGGAGGAGCGGCUCAGUGAGCUGAGGCAGGAGCUGGACGACGAGGGCAGUCGCUGCCUGCUGCUGUCGCGCCAGGGCUGCUUCAACCAGCGCUGCUGCAUCCGCUGCUGCUCCCCCUUCACCUUCCUGCUCAACCCCAAGCGGCCGUGCCGCGACUGCCGCUACAACGUCUGCAAGGCCUGCCGGGUCUACAACAAGCGGGACGGAGCCUGGCUGUGCUGCGCCUGCCAGAAGAGCAGGCUGCUGAAGACGCAGUCGCUGGAGUGGUUCUACACAAACGUGAAGAAGCGCUUCAAGAGGUUCGGCAGCGCCAAAGUGCUGAAGACGCUGUACAGGAAGCACCUGGCGGAGCACAGCGCGCUGUCGGAGCUCACAGAGGGCAGUGCCUAUGAGGAGAGCAUCUGCAAUGAGGGCAGCAUUUCUGAGAGUGACUCGACCUUCUACAGACAAAGUGAAGAGCACAGCAUGGCAGAGACGCUGACGGUGGCGCUGCGAGUGGCGGAGGAGGCCAUAGACGAGGCCAUCUCCAAGGCUGAGUUCCACCCGGCCUGUCAGAAGAAGCAGAAUGAGGCGCACUAUCUGCGGGAGCACAGAGCGGAGCUGGUGGAGGAGCUGGCCAAAACCAUUGUGCAGAAAAUUAUCAGUAGGAGGAAGACUUUGGCUGAGAUGAGGGCAGAGUACAACCAGGAGUGGCCCCUCCACCAAAACACGGGCCCCCAUCGUCCUCCCUCCAGCUCCGAUCAGGCCUCCAGCUCGCUGCAGCACCAAGCGGGCCUCUGGAGGUCAUACUCUGCCUUCUCGCUGUCGGCCAAUGAUGCUCCAAGUCUGAUCCAAGACUCCUCCCUAACGCUGAAAAAAGAGGGUGCUGCAUCAGCCAUGUCUGCUUGGAAGAGUGUUGACCGGUUGGACAACGCUGGCGUGUCCUCUGUGCUGAAGAGCCCAGACGGGAACUGGAUUGCCCUGCAGAGCGCCCAGCUGUCCCGACCCAGCCUGCUGACCAAGAGGAAGAGCCUGGUGUACAGCGCCUUGGAGCGCGAGUCCGGGGCGGUGUCCGCCUACGAGGGCAUGGGCUCCGACGCCGAGGCCCAGCCCGAGCUCCACGGCUCCUGGGGCGCCGUCCUGCAGGAGAUCCACAGGAAGAUGACGGACUGCAACCUCAACCUGCAGGACACGCGACAGCCGAGGGAGGAGGCGUUUUCUGACCCGGAGGGGAACAGGAAGGCGAACAGACCUCUGCUGGCCUUUUUCAAGAGGAAGUUGCCGGCAGAGAUCAGGCGGCCGUCCUCGUCCCGCAGGACGAGCGUCAUCGACGUGAACUUCAACGCGGAGCAGCCGGGCGGCGCCGGUCCUGAGCCGGAGGUGGGGAGAGUCCGGAGGUCACGGAGGAAGAGGAGAAGUAAAAAGGAGCGAGUGGCUUCUUCUGCAGCUGCGGACUUGAACAGGAAAGACGAGCAGCCUGACCAAACAUCUGACACCACGACACCCGACACAGUGACCUCUGGAGCCACGACCCCUGAACCUCUGGAGCACAGGAGUGACGCCAGUGAGCAAGCGGCCAAUCAGACGGAGGAACAGCUGACGCAGCCGCCAGGUGGAGGCUCCGACUGCUCCACCAGAGGCAAUGAUAGAGACGGAGAGGCUGAUGACGGCAGGCAGCGGAUGGGAGAGAGAGAAGCAGGUGAGGAAGACGAUGAAAGACUGUGGAAGAUGGAGAUUGACGAGGAUGAAGACAGAACAAAGGAGGAGGAGGAGGAUGAGGAAGAGCGAGCUUUAGAGCCAGAUGAUGAAGACAUGAAAGAGCGCCUGUACAGGCUCGUGGCUCAGUCCAGGCUCACCUACUUCUCCUCCACUGACGAAGAGUUAAACAAACUCGCUCAGGGAGAAGGAAAGUGGGAGGACGACCAUGAUGAAGACAUGGAGGAUGAGGAGGAGACGACAGAAGGACUCACACACAGGCUCUGUCAGCUGGAGAAAGAAGUCGGAGCUUCGCAGUUCUCCUCCACCGAGGACGAGCUGCACAGAGCUGCUGCUGAUGAAGAGGAGCUGGCGCUGAAAGUUUGCCGAUUAGCAGACCAGGUCGACGCCACCCAGUUCUCCUCCACAGAGGAUGAGCUGGAGGCAGCAGGCAGAGGAGGGGAGGAGGAGGAGGAGGUGAUAAACGAGCAGACGCUGUGGACGCUACAGACGGAGACAACGGUUCAGGCUGCACAGCUGCGCGAUCUGGCCAGUCUCGUCAGCGCCUCUCAGUUCUCCUCCACUGAGGAUGAGCUGGACCGAGUCGGGGGGAGCGAGGGAGCGCUGGAGCAGGGAGGAGGAAGCGAGAGCAGCAACGAGACGGAGGAGGGGUGGGAAGGAGAAGUGGAGAGGAGGGAGUCCUUCUGCGAUUUGGACGUGAAAAUGUUUGAUUUGAGAGAUGAAACGGAGGAACCGAAGAGUGAAAGUAGCAAAGAUGUGACAGACGGUGAGAUGAAGAUGGACGUUGAAGGAGAAGAAAUGGAGCCAGACACAAACGAGUCCUUUGAAAGUGUUCAAGCAGCAGAGACGAAGGAUGAACGAGCUGGAGAAGAGAAGCUGGAAGACGAGGCUGAAGGAGAACAAGGUGCAGAAGACACGAUAAACGAGACACGGGUUGAAGAUGGAGAGCAGCCAAAGGACGGAGACGGACAGAGAGAGGGAAGGUUUGAGGAACGCCGCGAGAGCCGAGCGCCGCGGGAAACGACGGCCGACGGCUACGAGGACGACGACGAGUUCGACAGAAUCAUCAGCAGCAUGUUGAUGAUGACCUUGGACGACAUGCAGGUGGAGCCGCCGACGGAGGAACCUGCAGAGACGGAGACAACAGGAGAGAGUGGAGGCAGAGCAGAGUCCAGGCCGCAGGCGGCUGUGGAGCAGAGACUGGAGCACGUGGGCGACGAACCUGGCGUCGCCGAGGAGGAGGACGGAGGCGUCGCCGAGGAGGACGGACGUCCAGCAGAGAUGAAGCAGAGACUGGAGCACGUGGGUGACGAACCUGGAGGCGUCGCCGGCAGCGGCCGGGAGGAGGAAGGAACCGCUGAGGUCAUGGCGAGUGGAAAGACCUGGGGAGAGGAGGAAGCCGAGGGGGAGGCCGGAAGUCCAGCAGAGGAGGAGCAGAGCUGCACCACUGCUCCUCCGGAGGGGUUCCUGUCGCCGCAGGAGGUCCAGAACAGCAGCUACACAGAGCUUCACAUGGCAGUACACUUUAUAUGCACUCUGCUGGAGCAGAGAUACUCGGCGGCGUCGCUGCGCAGCAUCACCACCGAGGUCCUGAAGGUGCUCAACGCCACCGAGGACCUGCUGCAGGGGGCGGAGCCUGGAGACGAAACCCCGCCCCCCUCGCUGCCCCCCCACAGCGACCCCAGGCAGCUGGACCAGCAGUUCUCCCGGCUGGAGGAGAGCGUGUACGUGGCCGCCGGCUCCGUGUACGGCCUGGAGGCGGAGCUCGGCGACCUGGAGGAGUGCGCCAGGGGGAUCUGCAGCUCCACCCCCUGCAUGGAGCUUUCCUACCUGGAGGAGCAGGUGGCCUCAGCAGCCGCCAAGGUGCAGCAGUCGGAGCUGCAGAUCUCUGACAUCUCGGCAAGAAUCGCUGCUUUGAAAAGCGCUGGACUUAAUGUGGAAACGCAGUCGCGUUUCAAGCCCAGGGCCGUUCCCGUGAUGCCUGCUACUCUGGACUCGUCCCGACAGCUCCGCAGGCGGUUGCCUGCUCCGCCGGGGAAAGAUGACAAGAACGCCUGAAGGAGCGCUGCAGUGCCUCGACACAGCUGUGCCUUGAACCCGUAACAAGCCAGUCCUCCAUGACUGGUUCAGAUUUGACUUUGCCUUAACGUCGUCGUAUAAUUAACCUGCUGGAACAAGACUGGACACAGCUGCUGUGUGUAGAAUGACAGUUAUCAUUUAUUUUGUCUGCUCGGAGAUUUACAGAAGAUAAAAUGGAAACAUUGGUGAACUAAAAUCAUUACUGAUUAACCCUGAAACACUUUAAAUGGUUGUGGAUGUUACUGUUAAUAUGUUUUCUGCCUUUGAACCGUGAAAAUAAACAGUGCUGACACACAGCAGACGUCCACCCGCGCGGACCCUCAGGUGGAGGUGGGCGUAGCGGUGAGGAAUGCAGCCUGCGCGUCCGAGACGAGGAAGUGACACCUCCACGUCACAUUCCUCCCUGUGAAGGAGGUGUGGGAACGGCGCUGGUAAACAGCAGCCGUCUCCAGACAGGCCUUCAGCGGUUACGACACCGCGCUCGUGUGUUCCUCUCAGGAUAUAACAGCUAAAACACAGGCUGGUAAUGCACCGGGGCAAAGCCUGGAGCUUCAAGUUCAUCAUGUGUAGGAGAGACUCACAUGGACUCAGCUGUGUCCUCAAAGCCUUCUGGGAUAUGUAGUUCCAGUCAGCAGCUCUCUGGGCCCAGGAAGCGCUCCCUCUGAUCCGGAAUAAUGAAUCCUUCCUUCUGCUCGCUCUCGCGUCUGCUGGACAUGAUGAACGACUGUUCGGGGUCGAUGACCGGCGCGGCGUCCUUGUCCUGACCCGGAGCCUCCACCUCAGCGUAGGAAGGGCAACCGGACCCCCGUCGGAACUUCAUGAUGGGCCAGUGGGUCGGACGACGCUGCAACGUGGAGAAAAAGACGUGGUUUUAAAAUGACUGGAAACAAGUUGAUUAACGUUGUGAUGCUACUGACGUGUCACAUCUGCAAAACAUGCAUCCGAUAUGUUAACGAGGUGUCAAUAUUAUAAGAAUGAUAUAAUUAUAGGAACAGGAAGUAGAUGCUUUAGAUCUUACAGAGGUGUCACAUUGUUCUCAGACUGAAUUAAAUAAAUCUUCUAAACAUUGGAGUAAAGUUG
Messenger RNA from Betta splendens (Siamese fighting fish), 5292 nucleotides. It is a transcript of the gene myripa, whose product is annotated as myosin VIIA and Rab interacting protein a. Gene Ontology annotation, molecular function: myosin binding; actin binding; small GTPase binding. The record is from RefSeq and is a predicted model, not a curated record. Bases 346 to 4191 code for a protein of 1281 amino acids. Gene Ontology annotation, biological process: intracellular protein transport. NCBI's taxonomy places the organism in Eukaryota, Metazoa, Chordata, Actinopteri, Anabantiformes, Osphronemidae. Gene Ontology annotation, cellular component: cortical actin cytoskeleton. The transcript is spliced from 18 exons.